This is a messenger RNA of Letharia columbiana, 453 nucleotides long. RefSeq lists its product as uncharacterized. Bases 1 to 453 code for a protein of 150 amino acids. The transcript is spliced from 6 exons. The record is from RefSeq and is a predicted model, not a curated record. Lineage: Eukaryota; Fungi; Ascomycota; Lecanoromycetes; Lecanorales; Parmeliaceae.
AUGACUAUCGCCAUCAGGCUGUUCAGGGCACCCCUCACUAUCAAUCAUCCUCAGUAUACCCCAAAGCGUUUUCCUGUCGCCCGGGAUCUGUAUGAGUUGCCGAAUGGAUGGAUCGGCCGAGUCGACAAAUACCUCUCAUUACUACCUGUGCAGAUCGCCGCAUCGGUUCUCGAAAGCUUUUAUAACGUUGUCAUAGACAACGUAAGGCAGAAAUGGAUUCAGCAGCAGCAGCCCGUGAACAGCUUCACAAUCACAUGGGCGAACAUUGAAUUGGAAUUCUCUUCUGCUACGAGAACAAUACCCUGGAAUUUCGUCUUAGCAUUUGCAGAGCGACUAGCCCACUUAACACAGCGAGGUUUUGUUGGAAAAUAUUGUAUCUACUAUAUCCACUUACCAACUGGAGAAGAAAUUUCCAUACACUUGUUGAUACCCUUGGUAGCUGCGGGAGCAUGA